CUUCCGUCCCACCACAAUGUCUGAACGCCCGCCACCAGGCAAAUGUUACCCACUGUCGCUGGGAAACCGAGGUUAAAGUGGCGCCGAAAACUCCAGUCAUGGAGCAGCUUCUCGACCGUAGUUACUUUUUAGAACACUGCUGACUUGAAGCGAAGGGACCUGACGGCGUCAUCGAUGGCUUCCCGUGGCUAUGCGCAAGCAGCCGUGGUUCUCCUGGCGGUGCAGCUCGUUUGCCUCGGUACCGCUGAUGCGGAUCAGGAGACGGGGACCGUGAUUCCAGCCGAAAGUCGCCCGUGUGUGGACUGUCAUGCCUUUGAGUUCAUGCAGAGAGCGCUUCAGGAUCUAAAGAAGACAGCUUUCAACCUGGAUGCCAGGACAGAGACGUUGGUGCUGCGGGCCGAGAGGCGGGCCCUGUGCGACUGCAUGCCCGUCAGCUCUCUGCGCUGAGCUGCGCCCGCUCCGACCGCCCCUCCACCAAAAUCCAAACCUCUACUCAUGUACAGCAGCUCUCACACCAACCCGUCCACACAAGAGGCACUUUAUUUCUAUCAGUCUCACCUGAGUCCAUCUGUAAUUCACGUAUUUAUUCUUUUUUUUUGGGCCUUACGUAGGAGAAUGUUUGUGACUCGGUGGAAAUGUUUUCGUUCUGGUGCUUUGACUGUAGAUACAGUAGGACGUGUGGAACGUGUUGUAUAGGAUUAUAUUUUACAAAAAUUGAAUUGUAGCAUCACUAGAAGAAAAAGGGCGUUUAAGUUGUUGUUGCUGUAGUUGUGCCGAUGCAGACGAGCUGAACUGCAGGAGCAGAUGAUGGAGUUACUGUCUUAGUUAUGGACGUGAAGAUGGUUUUUCUUUGUUUUAGGCAGAGUGAGGAUCACCUCUGGAAUUAUUAAGCACUGUAGCAUGAAUUUAUAGCACUUUGAGUUCACUUGUUUCUAUAGAUUGUAUGUAAAGAUUCUCUAUGUAUUGUGGUACAAACCCCAGGGCAAAGUGUGCAGACUUUCUGCUCGUCAGACGCGUUUGUGUGUGAAAACCUGGACAGAUAAUUCUUGUCUAAUUGUUGCCUGUUCAUGAAAUAACGUCACUAAAUCCCCCUGUACAGUCUUCAUCUCGCACCUAUGAAUAAAAACACUCAAUGAUGGUU
Oryzias melastigma (Indian medaka) is the source of this 1141-nucleotide messenger RNA. RefSeq names its product linkage group 18 C4orf48 homolog (gene nicol1). The record is from RefSeq and is a predicted model, not a curated record. NCBI's taxonomy places the organism in Eukaryota, Metazoa, Chordata, Actinopteri, Beloniformes, Adrianichthyidae. The coding region runs from base 175 to 447 and encodes 90 amino acids. The transcript has 4 exons.